GAGAGAGAAAGGAUAUAAUUGAUGUGUGUCUCUUUCCUGGUGGGACUCUCACUCAGGAGACCACACAAAGUGUAGGAGUAGUAGUAGUAACUGUAGUCAUCUGAAAGGCCGGAGCCAUGAGGCAAUGACAACGAGGUGACAGUCAUACGGAGGUGUGACAGACUUUCUUUGGCUCAAUGGUUGGAGAUGUCCAGCACCCCGGCUGAUAAAGUGCAGACGUCCCGUGCAGCAGCAGGAGUAGCCGUAUCUCCCAGUGACACACCCUCCCCUCGGCCUCCGUCCCGGUCAGAUGGGCGGAGGUUACCCAGCAUUCCUUCACCAGACUCCCAGGAACUGAUGCUACGACAUACAAGCCAACACACAAUGCCAGUAUCUAAGGGAACCAAUGGCUAUGGGCCUUUCUUCCAGGAGUAUAAUCUCAUGGCUGAGUACAAUCAGCUGUGUUCUUUGAAAGCACCAGGGAUAUAUGUAAUGCCGUCUGCCAAAUCACCUCGCAUCUGGAAUGGUGUGCUGUUCAUCCGGCAGGGAUUGUACCAGGAGGGUGUGUUCCGGUUCACACUCACCAUCCCAGACAACUUCCCCGAUACAGACUGUGACUGUCCUAGCGUGGUGUUCGAGUACCCCAUGUUCCAUCCUUUAGUCCAUCCAGUGUCUGGCCUGCUAGACGUGAAGAAGGGCUUCCCCAAGUGGAGGCGCAAUGUGAACCACAUCUGGCAGGUUUUACUGUAUGCAAGAAGGAUAUUCUACAAGAUAGAGACAAAGGCUCCCUUGAAUCAAGAAGCAGCUGAUUUAUACUAUUGUGUUGCUAUAGAUACCACCAGGACCCCGGACGACUACAAGAAGCGGGUAGCAGAGUCAGUCCAGGCAUCGAAGGAGCGGAUCUAUGAACCGCCAGCGUCUGAUGACCCCUAUGCAAUAAGGUUCAGUGAGUGGCAGCCUCUGGUGCAUGAGGAGUCCCUGCAGGAGAUGCUGGAGUCUAAGACAAGCCAAGGUGAAAGUCGCAGUGGGAGUCCACCAUCUUUAGGCCUGUCCUGGGUUUCUCUGGAAACAACGCAGAUCUUGUCCCGUGAAGACCCAGCCACAGCAUAGCAGGAAGUGCUCAGACCGGAGGAGGGGAGUUUGUGUCUGAUCGAAGAGAUGGUCUGUGAUUAGCUCAGACACUCCCAGGGAUUGCAUGUCCUUAGGACAAGUGAUUUUAUUCAAUGAGGAUUCUGAAUGACAGACGCUGGAUUUGUGCAUCAUACCUUAAGGAAAUUUGCAUGUGUCAGUCUGUGUGUAACAUCGCCAUGGCAAUAGUGAGCAUCAGUGACCAUCAUGGUUCUUGACUAUAAAUAGAAACAAUUAAACACCUAAAAGGAAGCAGGACAAUAUCGGCUUCAAAGAGGAUGCAUGAUUCAGACUGUGAUCACUGCCAUUUUCUCAUUUUUUUCAAAUAUUUUGAAAAAUACUUCUGAACAUUGCUAUAUUCCUUUGGUCCCACUCACUGGGAAGAAGCUGAAAUGUUAACCAAGAUGGUUGUACCCAACUGAAGAGGACCAACUCGUCCAUGUACACCUGACUUCAGCAUCAGGAACUUAAUAUCACUACAGAAAGUCACGGAAAAUACAAUGGGGACUGAUGUUGAGAAUCUUUUAUUCGAUUGCUUUUUGUGAAUGAACACUUUAGCUGCAUUUUUUUAAUGAGUUUAUGUGCUAUCUUGUAAUGUCAACAAAAUGUUGGCUUGGUCUAAAAGGGCAACAGUUCUUCAACAAAUAAUAAUUCUGAAACAAACAAAUAGACCAUCCUCCCUGUCACUUUUAUUCAAACCCAGCUGUUUUUAUUUAAUCCUCCCACCUUGCAAUAUACAUCAUUUUUAAGUUGCAUGUUGUUUGAUGGGGCUUUGCAUGAACAUGAUCAUCUAUAUAACAGUAUCACUUCGGCUUGUCAAACUUUUAGUUCAUUUGUGUGAUAAUAGGAACUUGAUUUGUACUUGUUUAAGAUAACGUUGCAUUUUCAUGAUUGUGUUUUAGAGUUGAGUUUGACGUGUUUGUGCCCACAUUGAAACAGGACCAACAUAUGCGGACAUUGAAGAUGUGUGUACUAACAUGGUUCUGGGCCCUGUCUGAGUUAGGUAGGUAGGUGGUAGGCGAGUAGAUGCAGCAUAGGGGUUGACAUGUUGACUGUGGAACCAUGGUCGAGGGAUGUACUGACAUUGAUCUGGGCCCUGUCUGAGUUAGGUAGGUAGGUGGUAGGCGAGUAGCUGCAGCAUAGGGGGUGACAUGUUGACUGUGGAACCAUGGUCGAGGGGUGUACUGACAUUGUUCUGGGCCCUGUCUGAGUUAGGUAGGUAGGUGGUAGGCGAGUAGCUGCAGCAUAGGGGGUGACAUGUUGACCGUGGAACCAUGGUCGAGGGGUGUACAGGGGACAUGUAGCUCAUAAUGUACUACCAACUACUGACAAAAUUUGAAAUAUAAAAUUAGAACUUCACUAGUUUCCAAAAUGUUUAUUGAAAUAGUUAGACCUGUUGUUCAGAGGCAAGGUGUAUGGCCAGUAACAUCUGUACAUACAUCUACACUGGUGAACAGGACUUAGUUUGUUACAAUGUAAAAUGUUGUCAAUACAGGUUAUGUAAAUACUGCUAAUGGAUAAUUUUGAUCCUGCCUGGAACAAGGUUCAUGAGCAGCACCCUUAGCUCAGUCAGUGUUCUCAAUUUUUUCAAGAUCUGUCUUCAAGGUCAUUGGUGAAGAGGGGACAAGAUACAUUGUAGUGUGAAAGGUAGCACCCAGGAGCAUGUUUGAUUGUCAUUGUCAAAAUAUUUUAAUCAUCAUUGUAUGAUAUACUACUCAAAAGCAGUUAAGAUCAUUCAAUCCUUUCAUGUCAAGACUUUACCUUUUGCGAUAUGAAAGAAUUGCGGUCUUUUCCUUCUUUUGCAUAGUAAAUGAUAAGAUUAUGUGUCACAUCAUAAUACUGUGGAAGGUUUUUUGAUAUUAUGGCUGCAAAACAAGAAAUGGCACUAAACAUGACAUUGUAGAAAGUUGCCCAAUCCCCAAACGUCUAGUCCUGUGGUUGUCAUGACCCACUGUAUGACGAGAUUAUUGUUGCCAGUCUGGAGGAACUAUCUAUGCAUAGGAAUACAUGUAGGUGCCUUUAUUCCAGUCAUGUUGUUUGUGUGGAUACAGUGUCCAGUUGCACGGACAUCUCAGGGCCCCAAGUCAUGUGUUCCCAACGUAGGAAUGCUUCAUUACAGGAAAUGUUCAUGGACAGGGAUGACAUUAGUUGGUUUCAUAUUCCGGGAAGCCCAGUUGUUUUAGGAACUGCAAUUUGCUCUACAGAGUUACCUCCCUUAGAAAUAUGUGAGUUUGAAUCCAAGAUUUCAUCAUACUAGUGCUUAUGGUAAAGUGUUAAUGUGUAAGACCAGUGUCACUUGAGGAUUUCCCCCUCAUUUAGACACAUGCUGUAAUAGAGCUGAAAUAUUGCUGACAACAGCAUUACGCCAAACUGACGGGAUGCUAGCCCUCUGUGCAGGACUGGAACAACUUCACUAACUAUAUCCACCGAUACUAAUCAAACACAGUGAAAUGGUAUCCUUGGAUCUAAAAGUUCUUUGGUCAUGUAGGUUCUAAGAUUAUGGUAAAGACAGUUCAACACUGGGUGCCUGUACAUAGUUGACACAGUUGUCAACACAAUAGCAAUAUGCCCCGAGUUGUAAGUGCAUGAGUGACAAAUAAAGGCUCCACAAUUGCACUUUAAGGGUCAGUUUGCAAUGUCCAAUUAUGUAAUAUUAUCUUAAUUAUUUACGUUAGUAAUGACAUUAUUAAGUAUCAAAGAUGAAAGGGAUUCUAAAGAAUUUUGUGUGGUGUAAUCAUUAUAAUUACAAGCAUGGGUAGAAGGGUAAUUGUAUGUUGCUUGUGAUGUUGAGAGCUUUCUCUAGCAAUAGACAUGAGUGUUUUGUAAUUAGAAAGCAUCGUCAGUCAGAAUCAAAACAGACUGCUUAUUUUGAUAUUCAUGUACCUAAAUGCAAAUAAUGUAUGACUUCUCAAUGAAAGUAUGCACCAGCUACCAUUUUUACAGCAUGUCGUAAAAUGAUACUAGCUGUUUUUUCAAUGAAUAUUACAAUGAACAACUGAUUCUGCUUCUAUGAAAAUUUCAAAUUUCAUGUACAAAGAGAAAUAUUUGGUGAAGGAUGUGUAAUUUUUACUGUUUAAUUUAUACAUUUGUUUGAUGGAAAAGCAUGUUAUUUUCAUAUUUGACACGUUUCAUAUUCCAUCGUCUAUCAACAUGAACAUGUAAACCAUUGUGAAUAAAGAUACCUUACAGGAGAA
Molecule: messenger RNA, 4301 nt
Organism: Haliotis rubra (blacklip abalone)
Lineage: Eukaryota; Metazoa; Mollusca; Gastropoda; Lepetellida; Haliotidae
Product: AKT-interacting protein-like
Exons: 11
Coding region: 187-1089 (300 amino acids)
Source: RefSeq, a predicted model, not a curated record